This is a messenger RNA of Harpegnathos saltator (Jerdon's jumping ant), 4862 nucleotides long. RefSeq names its product pleckstrin homology domain-containing protein pruning defect 1 (gene prd1). NCBI's taxonomy places the organism in Eukaryota, Metazoa, Arthropoda, Insecta, Hymenoptera, Formicidae. The transcript is spliced from 9 exons. The record is from RefSeq and is a predicted model, not a curated record. Gene Ontology annotation, cellular component: endosome membrane. Gene Ontology annotation, biological process: regulation of protein localization; Golgi organization; lysosome localization. Gene Ontology annotation, molecular function: kinesin binding. Bases 6 to 3656 code for a protein of 1216 amino acids.
CUUGAAUGUCGCGGGUGACCUGCGCGUCGCUAAAAUCAAUGAGCGCGACCGGCACGGAGAAUAUCAACGGCGCUGCACCACCGUCGCCGACGCCACCGUCGGGCCGCGUCGUCGCCGUGAAUAUCGUCGGUGCCGCUCGCGCCGUGUCCGGCCUGUUCCGCCGCAGUCUGUCCGACGUUCUUCACAGCGAGUCUCGACGCUGCCGUGAUCUCCGUGACGAUCAUGUGAGUGCGUGCGACGAGAUGCCGGGUCGCGAGGAUAUGGAUCUCUGCACCGACAAGGUCCUCUCCAAGGCCAGGAUCCUGCAGGAGCUUACGAAGGCGGUGAAGCUGGUUUAUGCCCAAAGUCUGUAUGGCACUGUGGUCUUGGAUGGUGACUCCUGGUUGGUUUACUGGUUGGACCGAGCGCUGCGUCAUGGAUUGCGUGUAGAAAGACAUGGAUAUUGGGGCACUGCUAGAGAACUUAGCCACCAAGAUACUGUCGUGGUCAUUCAUGCAUUGCAGAGUGUAUUGACAUCUAUUGGAAAAGGUCGAGCAUGGCUCUAUCACACUCUGAGCGAGGGCAGCUUUGAGAGCUAUCUGGCCUGUUUACUGCGAGACACCAAGACAUUAAAAAAGCAGUACUUUCCACACGCGCUUGUAAGAGAUGCCGAUAAGACUAAUCAAUUGGUCAAUCUUCUUGCCGGUUUGGAAAACGUGUCCUUCACAUUGCAAUUGGAUGUGACGUAUUUGGACAUCUGCAAUUACAUGCCACAGAGGCCUAUGAGCGUAAAUCCAUCAGGAACAGUCUUAUCGUUGCAUCUAAGAUCUUCUAGUGUUUCAUCGAGCCUAGCUUCUCCGGGGGACAGUGGUGUUGCGUUCGACAGCGAUAUGGACCUUGCGAAUGAGACCGACGGUAGCAGUUACAAAGAGGAGGAUUUUUCAAUGGACGAUAUUCCGAAGUACCGAAAUAAUAGGUACAAGACCAUUAUCAACAACUGCAUGGAAGACAAUAAGAAUUUCGGAUCCAGCGAUUCCAGCGAAGACGGCAAGACGCCAACUCAAUCACCGGCAAUCACCAAAUUUCAAACCGUCAUGAUGACAAAGACCGACAUAGUUAAUCAGAACGUAACUCGAAAACUCGAUGAUAACGAGAUGAAUUGCUCCAGCUUGGAGACUAUUAAAGGCUACGACUUCUACAGUAAAAGCCUCGAUGAAACAAAGUUGGAGAAAAUAGGCAAGAUCGACAACGGCACCAAGGAUCUCAGCAAGAGGAGCGCUUACUACAGCGAUAGCGCUUAUAGCUUUAAGAAGAACAUAGAUCCUCGUAAUUCUUAUCUGAUCAAUAAUGAUACAAAUUUGUUGGAGCUGAGCAUGACUAUUUCCGAUUGCGAUAAUAUGGAUACUCCCUACGGCAUUUUGAACACCAUCAACAUGACCGACGCCAGCAUUCUGUCUUCCUCCAGCUCGGAGGCUAUAGUACAACGCAGGCAGCGUAAGAAGAAGCGCGGUGAAAGUAAGAAGCGGGUCAGCUUCCACGAAGACAUACUAAAGACAAUGAAGCUGGAGGAUGAUGAGAGCUAUGCCGAUUUCUCCAUGAGUUUCUUGUCUCCCAAUUCCGUUCUGAAGAGGGACGCGCAGAAAGGCAGGUAUAGUUGGUGCGCGCACGGUGAUUCGCCGUACACCCAGAAGAACGCGAACGCGGGGAGGAAUGUACACUCGGACUGUUACUCCUUCUCGUCGUCGUCUAGCACGUUCGACAGCGACACUGACAAGCAAACACCGUCAAAGUUCUGCAUUGAAGUGCCGUGUCAGCGCAAUUGCAGAUGCAACUGUGGUUUAUCUUUGUCGGAGCGUGGAGCACCAGAGGGUCAAGAGGAUCCGGGCAAGAGCUUGAGGCCCAAGAUGGAAAUAGAGUUGGAAGAGAACGAGGCUCAGGAAGCCUAUAUUGUCGAGAAAGCGUGCGGCAACAUUGUCGAGGAUCCACCGAUCAAGGUAGAGAUGCCGCAAACUGGGAACCCGAAAAAGUAUGCUAACUCGAGCGACUGGUCAGAUGUAGACAGCGUGGCAACGUCUGACCUGGAUGAACGUAAAAGUAACAGACAUCUAGCCUCGCCGCUGAAAAAGCGCAAUAUGACGGCGAUAUUGACCGGCGAGAGCAGUAGCAAGCUCCUGGCGCCGCCUCUGCGUCAGGCACCGUCGAAGACGUCAUUGUUGAGCAGAUUUUUGAAGUCGAUCACGGAGAGGAAGUUCGAGAUCAAGAAGAACAAGAAACCGCCAAAGGCGAACACUCUGUACAUCAAAGGAGUCAAGACGAGCUAUGAUUCCUUCAAGGACUUCAACGACAAUCUCGACAAGGAGAUUCAGGAGAACGUGGCUGCUGAGAAGCAGGAGUUCAGCGGCGAGAAAAUCAGCCUAAAAUUGCGCGAACUUUUCAAGAGACAUAUAUACCGCGACAAAACGGAGGAGCUGUAUAAAGUAUACAAAGUCAGGAGCUCCUAUAUGACGAACGGCGAGAGCAAACCGAUGAUCGCGUUGUUGACGGACAAGACGUUAUACUUAACCGGUUCUAAGAUGGAUCAUUCUUAUAGCAACCAGUUCGUUAUUCCUUACAAUGAAUUAGACGUCAUAAUGAUCGGACCGAAUGCACAAAAUAUUUUAAUAUCCAACGCCGAUUGCGAAAUGCAAUAUCUGUUCUCCACCGGCAGUUCGCAAACUACCUCAGAGUUAAUUGGUCACUUGGAGAUGGCCAUGAGACGGUCGCCGUCAAAACCGAAGCUUCCUGCUGUCAAAGAACUGAAUUACGAGGAUAUGCACAUUCUGAGGAAUUCGAUUCUUUCCGACACGGCAGUGCAUCCGGAUGAAAAAAUCGAACAUUAUAGUCUUAUUUAUAUGGAAGACGAACACAUGUCGCCGCCCAGCACACCGUGCGGCCCCACAAAAGAGGGUGAUCUGAUGUUCCGGCCACACACUUACCAACAUUUAUAUCCGAACGCACCGACAAAUCCCUGGGAGGCCGGCUACUUUGUUCUGAAGGGCGGCGUGGUUUACAUGUUCACAGACUCGAAUCAGCGGCUUCCUAAGCGUGCUAUACCCUUGAAAGGAGGUCUGUGCCAAGGAUGCAGAAGAAUCCCGAAUUCUCAUCGGCCACAUACCUUCGAGAUACUGUUGAAGCCCAACAAGUCGUACCAGUUCGCUGCUCCGGACGAAUAUGUAGCUUCCGAAUGGCUGCAAAGCUUUGUUCAAAGCGCAUCGGGUCUAUUCGAUAGUUCGGAAAAGCGAGAGCCGUUGCCUUGCAGCCUGAUUACGACCACGGAACACUUAGUGGCGAUGAAGGAGGUCCAUCCCGGUACGCAAAGGGGUCAAACGCUCUCUUGCGCCUCUAUUAAGGAUUUAGCGGCGUUCAGAGUGCCGUUAGUACAGCAAUCAUGGUGUAUACUGGAAUUCGCGUGUCGGGAAGUGCACGAAAAUAGCGGCGAUUGGGUUAUAUACUUUACGGAUUAUACGGAGCUCUGUACUUUCAAAGAGAUUCUGGAAACUUUAUGGGCGGAUGCGAACUUGGGCGAAUUUCCUAUGGCGACACUUCCACCAGAGGAUAAGCUGCAACGACGUUGUUCAGACGCCAGUAGAGAUUUGGAGCAUGCCUGGCGGUACUUGUUACCACCAGCUUUAGAGUAAACGAGAAAGAUGUACCAGUAGAGACAAUAUAUAACACCGUCAUUUAAGAAAUUAUUUUAUCAUAUUGCCAUUAUAAAUGGCGACAAAAGUGAAUAUUCAGGUUACCCAUAUCCGGAACCCAGAUCGGAACACUGAUGUGUCGCAUGCCGAAGUUAUACCGCUUAUGCAACGUAUUCCGAAUUUCUUUUGCUUCUAUUUCGAAUUAGGUGCCAUAUAUCUGUCACAUGGGACUAGAAACAGUAUAUUAUCUCGUGGCUUAUAAGUAGAACAACAGAUAUCUUUAUUCAGAUAUACGGCACCUGACCUCUGGCAUGAUAGAGAGUAAUUUUUUUCUAAUUUCAAGGUACAAAUAUAUGCGCAGCAUUCUCGCUACAUUGCGAUGUUGAUGAGAGAUCGAUCAUUAAAGAUCUUGCAUAAGAUAUAAGUUACCCUAAACAUAUAGAUGACUAUUUAAGAGAGUCAUGAAGUGGUGCAACAUCUUUCCUGUAGCAUAAGCCACCAUAAUAAGCUAUUAAUUUAUAUUAAUGCAAAGAAUGUAAUAUAACGGAUAAUGAGGCAACACUAUUGAUUACUAUAUAAAUGUCUAUAUACUCACAUAUACUGAGAAGACGAACCAGUAUGCAUUUGAAUACGCACUAUUGAUAUUAAAGUAGUUAUUUAUCGUCGAAGAUGAUACUAUAUAAGAUUCAGAAACACUUAGAGCAGCUUCGACAUGAAGAACAAUACUUAAAAUCGCUUGUGAAAUUACUAUAUGAUUUAAUACAUUCCCAAUCGAUCGUUAUGAUUCAAUCGAUUUUUUCAGUAUCGUGAUUUUCUACGUGAAUCUUAAUGAUGUACAUUAUACAUCUCAGGAUUAUAAAAUUUUAACUCUACACGAAUCCGACUUCAUUUUUUAGUGUACAGAUAUGGAGGCGCGAGGUAGAGAUACAUAGUUGUAUUAUACGUAUUAUAUAAAGUAAUUUUGUUUAAUACACGUAAUUUUUAAUUAAAGCUCAAACAGCUUGAAUCGCUUUUAUUUGUAUUAUUGUAUUAAAAUCAUUUAAUAUUUAAUGCUUUGCGAAACAAAGAGUAGCGAAUUUUACUUACAGAAAUUAUAUUGAGAUCAUUGUAAUAAUUUAUGCUCUAAAGCAAAAUUGAAAGUUAAUUGUGAAUUUUAGGUACGCAGCUCGUUAAAUGGUAUGAAAUUAUAAUAUGAAGAAAAUUGUA